This is a messenger RNA of Pistacia vera, 1036 nucleotides long. RefSeq names its product ion channel CASTOR-like. Bases 179 to 1036 code for a protein of 285 amino acids. The record is from RefSeq and is a predicted model, not a curated record. Lineage: Eukaryota; Viridiplantae; Streptophyta; Magnoliopsida; Sapindales; Anacardiaceae. Gene Ontology annotation, biological process: monoatomic ion transport. The transcript has 3 exons.
UUAUGACGUAAUAUUCUUCCCUUCACAACUCCUUCAUUCACUCCUCACCGAAAUACCAAAAAUGCCCUUGUGGACUCUCCACAAAUCCUAGACUGUCACUGUUACGGUCAACCUCAUUUGAAACCCCCCAAAAACGGCGUCACUUUUUCGUUCCGUUUCUUCCUCCGACUCUUCCUUCAUGCACUCCAACUAUGCCGGGCUUCGAAAAAGAGCGUCGUAUUCCGAGCGCCCCGCGGAGCCGCCGAAACGUGAAGAAAUCGGUGCUGUUUCGGAUGGAAACGCUGGCAUUUCGGGUGAAAAAACCGGUGAGGAGAAUGCUUGGUUUUCGGGUCCACGGGUCAAGGUCCGGUGGCUUGUGGUGAUUUCCUUGGCGAUUGUGAUCGCAUCUUUUAGUUCUUUGGUGCACAAGAAUUUCUCUUUACAGGAGCAUGUGUCGAAGCUGAAUACUAGAUUACAAGCUUGCAAUUUGUCGGAUUCCAUCGAUGUCAGUAGCUCCAUAUCAGAUGCGAGUGACCAGCUCCCGAGAAAAGGCCUAAAAAACUUGGCUAUAAUUCUCUUACUGACACUUUUAUCAAUCCCGGUUCUUAUUUUGAAGUACACUGACUAUGUCUCCAGAUCAAGAUCAUCGGAUAACAUUCCAGAAGAAUUUUCUCUAACUAAGCAGCUUGCUUAUCGGCUGGACAUAGUUUUAUCAAUCUAUUCAUAUGCUAAGCCACUGGCAUUGUUGCUUGCAUCUCUACUACUUAUUUGUUUUGGUGGUUUGGCACUCUCUUUUGUGACAGAUGACGGCUUAGCAGAUUGUCUUUGGUUGUCUUGGACGUACGUUGCUGAUUCUGGCAGCCAUGCGAGCUCAGAAGGUAUUGGUCCAAGACUAGUUUCAGUUUCCAUAAGUUUCGGCGGGAUGAUUAUAUUUGCAACGAUGCUUGGGCUUGUUUCUGAUUCAAUAUCUGAGAAGCUUGACUCACUAAGGAAAGGAAGAAGUGAGGUAGUGGAGCAAAACCACACCCUAAUUCUUGGUGGAGUGAUAAACUGGUAA